Sabethes cyaneus is the source of this 1212-nucleotide messenger RNA. Its product is annotated as enolase-binding protein-like. The coding region runs from base 1 to 1212 and encodes 403 amino acids. Lineage: Eukaryota; Metazoa; Arthropoda; Insecta; Diptera; Culicidae. The transcript has 5 exons. The record is from RefSeq and is a predicted model, not a curated record.
AUGAAGCCCGACUUUCGACCUACGAUUUCAGCGGUAAUCCUGCUAACACUCGGAGCAGGAUUAGUUUUCGGUCAAAAUAGCAUUUUCAGUGGAAGUCAGCAGGAAGUGAACAUUAAGUCAUUUCUGUCAGAAAUUUGUGAUAACAAUUCGACGCUAAUGAAUGUCAUGGUAAAAUCUCUCGCUUCGGAAUACAUGGAUCGCAAUUUACAACAUCUUUGUACGGAGGCAACUCAUGGUCUCUUGAUUUGGAUUACUGCGGAAAAUUUAGUCAACAUACCAGACCUGAACAGUAAAUGGAGCUACAUCGGCCGAGCAGCCGCUCCAGAGGAUUUCUCCGGCUAUUGUGCAUAUCAUCCGUCCAAUGGAACUUGCAGCAGCGAACACGGAAAGUUGAACACAUCUGUGGUGAUUCUUGGCGAAAAGUACCCUGAGAGGUAUGAGCUUCGUGACACUGUCUACAAAAAAUGGACCAAUUCAACCCUGUUAGGAUCGCCAAUUCUUGCCUACGCUACUCUCAAAAAUCGAGAUACAGCAUAUAAAUAUGUUGAUCAGGAUAUUUCAUACCUAGCGGACACCCGCAUUGAGCAAAGGCUUCCAGCAACAGUCAUUCCAGGUUUACCGCUGUCUGUUUACCGAGGAAAAGUUGUAGCUUACCAAGCCGUAAUCGGUGAGACAUACUACAAUCGAGUAUUCAAGACCAUCAACGCUGUCCGCUAUAUGAGUCCCUACACCCUGGUAAACGUUACCGUCGAAGGCACAGAAGAACAAAACUACCGGGAAUUCCGCGCCAAGCUGGUCAUUGUCUAUUCUGAUGAAGAAGGACUCAGCUGGUCUCGAGCAUUGACAUCCGUCGAAGGCGCAACUGUGGAAACUUCGCUUACCGAUACUCGGGUCGUAUACGGACCGGUGGUGAAUUUCAAGGAACAAUCUCAGCAGGUCAGCGGAGUAGGGCCUAGUUCAGAAGCUCCACACACCGACCACCGAUAUCCAGGACAGCCGAUUAUAGCAAAGUCGGAAAACAUUCACAUCCACAUUAACGAGAUGGAGCUUGGUCAAGUUUAUCCAGGUUUUCGUCCGUACGCCAUUGGUGCGGGCAUUAUCCUGUUCUCAGUGUUGGGAAUUGCCCUGAUUGAUAUAACCCGCCGCGUUUUCCGAAAUCGUCGAGCAAAGCGGUUAAAUUUGGGCAAGUACAAAUACGCGAAUGCGAGCUAG